AUGUGACGACGCCGACCUGCCAGAGUUAUCCAUGACAGCACAUCCCUGUCACAAGAAGUAGAACAUCCGUGUUGACGAGACACCUGUCCAGAUCUGUCAUACCAGGAUGUGGACCUCGCUGUCGAUCAUCAUUUGCGUCUUAUCAGGGGCUGACAUCUGCAGCGGGAGUGCUUCUAGAGAUCUCUCCACGCUCCAUAAUGAGUUCUUUGCGUGGCGAAUGUCUGACAGACCAGUAACGGCCACGACGAAGGGUAUACACAAAUAUGAUGAUCAGCUGGAGUCCUUCAACAUGUCCAUGUUCGACAUCAGAAAGGAGAAGGCCGAGACCCUCCACGCCCGACUGCUGAACAUCUCACAGGAGGACCUGAGCAAGUCUGACCUGGUCAACUACAAGAUCCUGGACGACAUGCUGACCACCUACAUCCGGGGCUGGGCGUGGAGACAAUAUCAGAACCUCAAUCCGAUUAGUUUCAUGGACGGCAUUCAAAGGAAUCCCUCUUCGUUUGUCAACUCCUUACCAUUCUUCACUCGCGGCGACUUCGAGAACUACAUUGCCAGAUUGCAGAAGAUGCCAGACCAAUACGAGGAGUUCAAGGUUUUGAUGACGACAGCAAUGCAGCUGAACAGGACCUUCCACAGGCAGUCAAUGAUUCGUGUUGAGGACCAGUUUAAUGCCUUAAUGGGUCCGACGAAUGAAUCUGUCUUCUACACUCCCUUUCUGGAUACCUUGGACAACGGUACAGUAGACCCGGAUGUCAGGGGCCGCCUGAAGGAGCAAGGGUUGAUUGCAGUUGCUAAUCUCCAGACAGCUAUACAGAAUAUGCAGCAAUUCAUAAACGAUGUGUAUCUGCCCAACACCCGCCCCGAUAUCGGCAUCAGCUCUCUGGACGGAGGACAGGAGUACUAUGAGGCUUGCAUCAGGUGGUAUCUCUCCGUCAACAUGACGGCUCAAGAAGUCCACGACAUCGGCCUCCUGGAGGUGGACAGGAUCGUCGACAACAUGGAGAAGAUCACGAAGAAGCAGGGUUUUGAAGGCAGCGUCAGCGAAUACUUCAAGGACAUCAUGAAUGACACUCGUUUCUUCUUCAACACAGCAGAAGAAAUGAUAGAGGAGUAUGAGAAACAGAUCUUCACCGUGGUGGAACCCGAGCUGGAGACGUAUUUCAGUGACAUGCCAGGGUUGCCAAUUGAGGUCCUGCCGACUCCCAACGAUGGUCCAAUUGGCUCCUACAGCAGUGGGUCAGCAGAUGGGUCCAGACCUGGCAUUUUCUGGGCCAAUGUCCUCCGCCCCGAGUCGAGCCCCAACCUGACCAUGAUGGCGCUCACCAUCCACGAGGCCAACCCCGGGCAUCACCUGCAGAUCAGCUACUCCAUCACAUCAGACACGCCCGACUUCCGCCAGAAGAUGGAGUCCUCGGCUCACAAUAAAGUCCCUUUUGCCUUCCCAAGAUAUACUGCCUUUGUGGAGGGCUGGGCGCUGUACUCCGAGUUCCUGGGCGAGGAGAUGGGGCUCUACAGAGAUGACUAUGAACUGAUGGGACGAUACAGUUCUGAAAUGUUCCGAGCGUGUAGACUGGUUGUGGACACGGGCAUACAUGCCUUCAACUGGACACGCGACGGGGCCAUCGAGUACAUGCUUAACUACACGGCCAGGUCGUAUGAGGCUGUUGCAGUAGAGAUUGACCGCUACAUCACGUGGCCUGGUCAAGCGCUGGCCUACAAGAUCGGGGAGAUCAAGAUUCUAGAGCUGAGACGAAAAGCGGAGCAGGAGCUCGGUGACAGGUUUGACAUCAGGGAGUUUCAUUCUGUUGUCCUCAAAAGUGGAACCCUUCCCCUGACAGUACUGGAGGACCUCGUGAAUGAUUGGCUUGAUUCCUACCCCGACCCAGCCACCCCUGCCCCAGCUACCCCUGCCCCUACCACAUGUGGCACUGUGGGUCUUGCGUCGUCGCUUGUGUGGGUGUGCGGGGUUCUCGGCCUGUACGCCCUCCCUGCAAACCUAUAGGAGGGCAUCACCCUCAUGUGUGUUCCCUGUUACAUUGAUUGUUGUUGACUGUCUAGUAUGUGUUGAUUCCUGGUUGUGUACUGCAUAGCACUUAUCUGUAUGAUCCAGAUCUCGUUUUAUCGAAAAAAUAUAAAUAGUCAGGCUCAUAGGUUCAAUUAAAAAAAUAUCUGGUUUUGCAGCUGUAACUGAAAAAAAUAUCUAAUCUCCAGACAAAAUAGCAACACUGAUAAACAGACUAUCGUCAUCAUCUCACCUAUGUUCAGGUCAGGCAAGUGUUUUUAGAAUACAACAUAAAGGGAAUUUGGAAUCUACAAUCUGUAUACACUAUGUCUCGAUGCCAUCCCGUGAAUACUACCUGUAUCUAUCAUUCACCCGAUGAAGAGUAGAUUUUUUCAGUUAUCAUAGUCUCAGUAUAACUCUGACAGAUGUUUCGUUCGUGUUAAUGCUGCAUGUGUAUAUGCCCAACCCCUGUGGUAUAUGUAUCAUGUAUGUUUCAAAGUGCUAUAUAACGCUCCAUGUGGCGGUCGUAUAUAUCCACAUAAGGAUUUAUCAAGCAGCACCUGAUUAAAAAGACAGUUCCGAAAAAUAUGUACAAAACAUGAUCUGAACCCAACUGAACCACUUUGGGAUUACACUGGCCACCAAGUAGGAGCUAGAGACCCUCCACUUCAAGCUGAACGAACUGACCCAGGCACUGCACCCGGGGGAUCGCAGUGUGGAACGAACUGACCCAAGCAUUUCCCCCGGAGGAUCCCAAUGUGGAACGAACUGACCCAGGCAUUGCACACGGAGGAUCCCAGUGUGGAACGAACUGACCCAGGCAUUGCACACGGAGGAUCCCAGUGUGGAACGAACUGACCCAGGCAUUGCACACGGAGGAUCCCAGUGUGGAACGAACUGACCCAGGCAUUGCACCCGGAGGAUCCCAAUGUGGAACGAACUGACCCAGGCAUUGCACCCGGAGGAUCCCAAUGUGGAACGAACUGACCCAGGCAUUGCACACGGAGGAUCCCAAUGUGGAACGAACUGACCCAGGCACUGCACCCGGGGAUCCCAGUGUGGAGUGAACUGACCCAGGCACUGCACCCGGGGAUCCCAGUGUGGAGUGAACUGACCCAGGCACUGCACCCGGGGAUCCCAGUGUGGAGUGAACUGACCCAGGCACUGCACCCGGGGAUCCCAGUGUGGAGUGAACUGAUCCAGGCACUGCACCCGGGGAUCCCAGUGUGGAACGAACUGACCCAGGCACUGCAUCCGGGGAUCCCAGUGUGGAGUGAACUGACCCAGGCACUGCACCCGGGGAUCCCAGUGUGGAGCAUCAGACGUCUGAAAAGCAGCAUGAGGAAAUGCCUCGUGAGUGUCAUCACUGAGAAUGCAGUUUGUGUUGCUCUUCGGUGCCUUUGAGAACAAUUCAGUGAAUAAUUUUGUUUCUAACUGUACAUUUUGUCAUUUGUAAUAUAUAUUUUGUCUUUUGAUGGGGAUAUCGUCCUUCUUGGUAUUGUUAUCCCAAAUUACCCUAUCAUCCUGAACUGCCAUACCAUAUACGUUCACUCAGCGAAAUACAUAAUCAGCUGCAUGUGCAUACUUAAAAUAAAAUAUUGUUUUACCGCUAAAGUUCUACACCAUUUUACCAUACAAUUACAAAUAAACAUUGCUUCAGUUUUUGUGUGUUUCAGACCAGUA
This is a messenger RNA of Haliotis rufescens (red abalone), 3688 nucleotides long. RefSeq lists its product as uncharacterized. The record is from RefSeq and is a predicted model, not a curated record. Lineage: Eukaryota; Metazoa; Mollusca; Gastropoda; Lepetellida; Haliotidae. The coding region runs from base 107 to 2005 and encodes 632 amino acids. The transcript has 18 exons.